AUGUAUGCAAGAGGUUCGCCAAAGUUCAACAUGAUGCAAGCUACAUUUAAGCAAAGGAAGUUGUCACCAAGAGGUGGUGGUGUACAUAAGAGAGCAUCACCUAAAGCAACACAGCAAGUGGUUCGCAAAAGAGCAAAUUGGAAUCUAGGACUUGAAAAGGGUUUGGUUUACACAUUUUCUUUCUCGAGGUUGCAAAUUCAAGAGAAAGAGAAGGAACUGAAGAGGGAUUACAACCUACUCAAAGAAGCUAAAAAACAAAGUGGGGUACAUUGGAAUGAAGUUUUGGGCCUUAUUGAAGCUGAACCCCCAAUUUGGGAUAACAUAAUCCUGUCCUAUCCUAAAGCUAAAAAGUUCCAGACCAAGCCUUUUCCCUUGUUUGAUUCACUUGGAGAGUUGUAUGAUGGACAUGUAGCCGAGGGAUCCUUGAACUUCACAUCUCUUGAGCCAACAACAUUAGAACCAGCAAGGGGCACAAAAGUCGGUGCUAGUGAAGACUUGGAGCUUGACGACAACAAUUCUGCACAAUUUGCCAAUUUUGAUGAUGAUAACAGUGAUGAUGAAGUGAGGAUCUUGCAACAGUCCGAACCAAGAUGUGUUGCUACUAUGGGAUCAAAUAGGCCUAGGCCUGCUGCAACAAGGUCUGGAAAAGAACCUGCUGCAACAAGUUUAGGAAAAGAACCUGCUGUACCAAGAUCAAGAAAAGAACUUAAUGCAACAAAUGGAGGAGUCAAGGUUGGGAAAAGACAGAAUCAAGAAAAUAUCACUGGCAUGUUGACGAAUUACAUGGAAAUGAAAGCAAAGCAAAUUGAAGAGGAGGCUGCCGAAAAAGCAAAGACUGUAGCAGAAGAAGCUGAUUACUCUAUCAAAAAUUGCAUAAGUCUUAUGAACAGUAUUGAAGAACUCUCUAGUGAGGAAAAGGCUGAAGCUUUUGAUGUGUUCAAGGAUGCACAAAACAGGCAGAUCUUCAUGACUGCGGAACCUGUUGCACGCCUAAUAUGGCUGAGGAACAAAAUGCGGAAAGGGAGAUGUUAAUUCUGUAUUGAGGGGUGGUUCUACUUUGGCUUGAGGGCUAACUGAUGCAUAUCAAGAGGUUUUGGUAGCAGACGACUUAUUUUGGUUUAGGGCUACUGAUGCAAAUCUAGAGGUUUUGGUAGCAGGCGACUUCUUUUGUUUCAGGGCUACUAAUGCAUAUUAGGAGCUUUUGCAGGGGACGUGUUUCUAAUUUUUUAACCUGGUAAUUAUGCAUGAGUAACUCCUUUGUGGGCAUUUUGAGAGCAAUCUGCUUGUCUUGUACUAGGGCAAUGUACUGCCAAAAGUUAUUCCUUUCAGAUUGUGCAGAACUAAGUGUUUGUGAGGCAUGCCAUAUAUGCAGUUCGCACUUGAGCCAUUCAAAUAAUUUCACUGAUCCUCAUAUUGGUGAGAGCUACUUCUACA
Panicum virgatum (switchgrass) is the source of this 1434-nucleotide messenger RNA. RefSeq lists its product as uncharacterized. The record is from RefSeq and is a predicted model, not a curated record. The coding region runs from base 1 to 1032 and encodes 343 amino acids. Lineage: Eukaryota; Viridiplantae; Streptophyta; Magnoliopsida; Poales; Poaceae. The transcript is spliced from 7 exons.